CUCGAAGGCCGCUCCGAUGACCUCGGCGACCACGCUGCCUUCCGCCUGGUCCUUUCCUGUCCCCUUCUCCCCCCCCGGCUCAAGCCAUGUCGGACCGAGAGUCCAGCAAGGCAAGGCCCGCCGCCCGCGUCGGCCCCCUCUCCGGGGGGCGCUUGGGCGCGCGUGCGCGCGGGGCUAGCUUUCGAGGCGCCGCCCGCCGCGCGCGCGCCCGGAGCGCAUGGGGAAGAAGAGGACCGCUGCCGGCGAUGACCUGGCGCUGGGGGGGCACCGGAGCCAGUGGUGGUGCUACUACUGCAACACGGAGACGAAGGACGAGGAGUCCCUGGUCAGGCACCAGCAGUCGAAGCACUUCAGGUGCACGCUGUGUGGCCCGGCCUCGCCGUUCAAGUUCUGCCAGAGCGUGAGCGGCCUGCUGGCGCACGUGCGGAGAUCGCACAAAAUGGAGUUGACCAAGGUGCCGGGAGCGGUCGAGGGGCGAGACGACGUCAAAGUGGACGUGUUCGCCAUGCGGGGUAUCGACGGAGUUCCUCCCCGCGCAGCACAAGCCGCGAAGGCGGCGCCCCCGGUGAUGCAGCCGCCGCCCACCCCCACCACCCCCGAGGGCAUGCUCGCCGUGCUGGAGCUGCACAAGCAGGCGGAGGCGAAGCGGCAGAGGGAGGCCGCCGAGGCGGCCUCGGCGCUGCAGGCGUCCACCGGCCGCGGGGCCGUGCUACUCGCGGCCGCCGUGGGCGCGGGCGCCGACGCUUCCGGGCCGUCGCUGGCGUCCGCGGCCCUGGGCGCCAUCGGCUCGCUGAGCGCUGCGGCGACGGGCGCCGUGGGCGCGCCGCUGCUGGGUCAGGGAGGCGGAGCAGCUGCUGCAGCGCCCUCGGCGGUCAUGGUGUGGGGAAAGUGGCGGCACAGCGCGGGAGGCGAGGUUACGGUGACCCCCGGCCUCGCCGGGCUCGUCAUCGUGAGCCACGCUAUUCUGGGCGAGCUCACCGUGCCCCUCUCGGACUUCCUGCAAGGCAGCAGGGUGCGCUUCGUCGAGCGCGAGGGCACCCUGCACGGCAACCUCAUCAGCUGGAGCAACGGCACAUCGUGGAUAAAGGUCAGUAUCAUCUCGUCGCCCCCCCGCCCCCCCUCCCCGGUGGAACAGGGACCGACCGUCCCAGCAGGCCAGGACGCUUCCCCACUGCUCGCCACGGGGAGGGGCUGCAGCUCGGCACGAACGAAAUGGGUACGGAAAGGAUGGGUACCAUGCCCAGCAGCAGCUCCUGCUCCUCUGGAGUAGGACUCGCUGCCCGCGCCGCCGCGGCCUGUGCCCGUUUGCCUGCCCAGCAGCGGCCGCUGUUGGUUGGGGACAGCACUUGUUGCUGGGCAUCGUGCCCAUUUUUGUCCGUACGCGCGCGGACGCCUCGCCGGGCCCUCCGCGGCCCUCUCCCGCGGCCCUGCGCGAGCCGCGGCGCCCCGGCCCGACGGGCCGCCCGCCGCGCGCGGCCCAAGGGAGGGCCCCCGCCGCUCCGUGGGCCCAGACGCGCGCGCGCGCCGCGAGGCCGAGACAGGAGCCAGGCCGGGAGGCGUGUGGCCUCUGUCGGUCUCUG
Messenger RNA from Prorocentrum cordatum, 1580 nucleotides. NCBI's taxonomy places the organism in Eukaryota, Dinophyceae, Prorocentrales, Prorocentraceae. The record is from the annotation of a GenBank genome assembly.